Messenger RNA from Drosophila obscura, 1611 nucleotides. RefSeq lists its product as uncharacterized. The record is from RefSeq and is a predicted model, not a curated record. Lineage: Eukaryota; Metazoa; Arthropoda; Insecta; Diptera; Drosophilidae. The transcript is spliced from 2 exons. Bases 335 to 1540 code for a protein of 401 amino acids.
GUUCCGAUCCGUCAAGCGUUUGGAACGUGAUGCGAUCAACGCUUCCGCGACCCAUUUGCAUGGCGUUGUAAUAGUGGCUUCCAAUGAAGAAGAAGAAGAAGAAGCAGAAGCAGCCGCAGCUCAGGUCGCCGAUCUAGUCUCGGGCCAGCGAAGCGUAUUUAAGAGCUAUUCAGCAAAUUGCAUUAAAGAAUUACGCACGCGACCGACAAGCAGCCAACAAGUGCCAAGCGAACCCAACACCGAUCCGGGACAGACAUUCUACGAGUCAGAGUCAGAGUCAGUGACAGACGGAACGAGAGCGAGAGCAAGCGGGGGUGAUAAAUACUGCUGAAAGAUGUACGGACGCUGCAGUUUGCUAUUUGCGGUGCUGUUGUGCGCCUCGGGUCUGGCCCACGCCCACUUCCCGGAGUAUUGUGCAGAGUGUGAGCAGGAGGUGUGGGAGCAGGUGCCGUGCAGUCAUGUGCCCACUACUGCAAGCCCAACCACGCCGCUGCCAGGCUCUCAGACGACAACCAGACCUCCUAUAACCAGCACAACCGUCGCCAGCACCACGGAAGUCCCGACCACAACCAGUACAUCUGCGGAGGAGAUUACCACGCAGCCGACAGCCUACAAGAAGUGCUACUGCGAGUGCAAGCUCGGCUGCAAAGAGUUCUGCCGCAAGGUGGCCAUUUCUGGGCCCAAACAGCAGUUAACCCAGAUCUCAUCCACCGGAGACUACGCGCCGGGCGGCCAGAUAGAGUACACGCAUGUGCAUCAGCGCAAGUAUUUCCCCAAGUACGGAGGAGGAGCAGGCUAUGCAGGACUGGUCGGCCCAGUGGACGGUCCCAAGUCCUAUAAGCCGUAUCCUCUGGUCUACAGCGAACAGGCUGCUGCCGCCUCCUCGCCAGCGGCGAGCAACAUUAAUGCUCCCAAUUACACACUGGAGGAGCUUGCUCAGCUUCUGAGCACAGCCUACGGCAGCAAGAAGGAAUACCCAGCCCCACCACCGCCCAGACCUCAGCCACGAGCACAGCUCCAGCCAGCGCCGCCCACUGUCUACUACUCUCCAGUCUACAAGCAGCAAUCCGAGGUUCCUUCCAUUCCCCUUGUGAGCAGGGUUGAGCCGGCGUCGAACCAUUACCCAAGCCUCAAGGUAUCCGCCUCAGCAGUGGCCACAUCAUCCGGAGUGGCAGUGGCCAAGGCAAAGACGCCCUAUGAGGAGAAGAUAGCCGUGGCCACACCGCCACCAUCCACCAUCUAUGACAGAACCACAUCCUACCCCAUUGUCGAGGAGCACACGGCCUACAAUUUGCCACACACCGAGGCCUAUCCGAUUCCCCCCAGCCAGACGGAGUCCUAUCCAAGCAUCACCGAGGCGUAUUCGAGACAGACGGAGUCCUAUCCCAGCCAGACAGAAUCGUAUCCCAGCCGGACAGAGGCGCAUCCCCUGCAAGAGCCUGAGCCCAACAAGCCGUCAUCCUCCUUCGACCUGGCCAUCGACAACUACCUCAAGGACUUUGGCUAUGGCAACCAAGGCAGGGGCUACGCGGACUACUAGACUCUAGAUAGAUCUCCUUGUUGUUAGGUUUAAGGAUAUACGCGUCUAUACAUUUAUUAAUUUAUACUAAG